UCCUAAACUAUCAUGUUCCUCUUACUUUCCGUUUCAUCCAAACAAAGAAUAGGGUUUUUAAACGGCGACGUUCCUAUUAUUCUAUUCUCUUCUUCGCUUCAUCGAACCCCACAGAUAACACUCGCAGUAGAGAGAGAGUUCUAAUGGCGGAGAAACCGCAACCGGUUCGGGUUCUGUACUGUGGAGUGUGCGGUUUACCUGCGGAGUACUGUGAGUUCGGACCCGAUUUCGAGAAAUGCAAACCCUGGUUGAUCCAAAACGCACCUGACCUUUACCCUGAUCUUCUCAAAGAGGCAAAUACAAACGACGCCGAUAAAGUCUCAGAUCAACUUCAGUCGACCUCAAUCUCAGACGGAACAGCUCCUUCUGCUGGUUCGUCAACUUCUAAGCAAGAAGAAGUAAAACGCCUUCCUGGUGGGAAAAUUAAAAAGAAAGAGAAGCAAGAAGUUGUUAUUGAGAAAGUAACACGUAACAAGCGAAAAUGUAUCACCACUGUGAAAGGCCUGGAACUUUUUGGUGUUAAACUCAGUGAUGCUUCAAAGAAGCUAGGCAAAAAGUUUGCUACUGGAGCCUCCGUUGUUAAGGGGCCAACUGAGAAGGAGCAGAUUGAUGUUCAAGGAGACAUAUUCUAUGACAUUGUGGAGUUUAUUACAGAUACAUGGCCUGAUGUGCCAGAAACUGCAAUUUACUUCAUCGAGGAUGGAAAAAAGGUGGCAGCGGUAUAACAUUGGAUUUAAAACGUGGUAUUAUCUUCCCUGUUGGUCCAACUCUUUAUGCCAAGCUAACUUUUAUUUGGGGUAAAAGAACUAUAUUAAUCAAGACUCAGGGUGAAUCCAGAUGUCCACUGAGAUAUCUUCUUCUUAUUCCUUCUGGUUUUUCUUUUGAACUCUUGUUAUCUAUCUAAGUAUAUAAUUUUGCAGUUGAAAUGUUUUUACGAAAUUAAGGAUUUGAUUUUUAUAUAGUGAGUAUGAUAAGUGCUGUUUGCUUUGUGCAUUCCUACAUGUUGCCUGGAAAUCAAGCUGUAGCUAGCUGCAGUUUUGUCACCCGCCAAAUCUCUGAAUAAAAGAAAAUUACUGCUGAGAUGUUAAUAUUGUGGUAUAAAUGAGUUUUUCUUGUUACCCCUAGUCGGAGUUUAUGACAGAGACUUAAUUU
This is a messenger RNA of Ilex paraguariensis (yerba mate), 1152 nucleotides long. The record is from the annotation of a GenBank genome assembly. Lineage: Eukaryota; Viridiplantae; Streptophyta; Magnoliopsida; Aquifoliales; Aquifoliaceae.